AUGGACGCGUCAACGGGAGCAGGAGGUCCCUUGAGCUUUCAUUUAUCCGAAGACGGUCUAUAUGCUAGCCAUGUAAGCGGCAAGGCCCUGGUUGUUCACUCAAAAGCGGCCUCGGAGCACAAGGAAGUCCAGAUCGCAAGGAUCAAAGAGACUGCGCUCAAAUUUCUCAAAUAUUCUCGUUCACAAAUCAAACCUGGUGCUAUGACUGAAGAGGAUUUAUCCCGUCGGCGUCUUCUAUCCGCGAACGAUAGCAGAAUUUCAGUCUGGCAGCUCAACCCACUAGAGAUACUUGCCGAAAUCGAAAAUGUCGAGCCUGGCUCAUUAGCCGUGGAGUUUGGUGCUGAUGAGAAUGAAGUGCUAGUGUUUCACUGCUGGAACACCAAGCUGAGCAUCUACUCACUAGACACGGGCCGCAGUUCGGUGAUUAAAUCACCAAAACUCGCCCAUCAUCUUGGCUUUGGCUAUCGACUUAAAACCAAACAGCUAGCCAUUCUCCUCAAGCCAGAAACUUCCGAUAUCUUGACUGUCCAUGAACCCCGAUCUUACGAACUUCUCAACCGAACUGUGCUUCCCACUAUCGAUGCACAGGGUUUAAAAUGGAGCCCGGAUGGGAAAUGGAUUGCUGUCUGGGAUAUUGCUAGUGCAGGCACAAAGGUGCUGAUCUUCACAGCUGACGGUCAGCUUUUCAGAACCUACUCCGAGCCAUCUGGAGUGGACGACACUUUCGAUUUGGGAGUCAAACAGAUCGAAUGGAGCUCUUCUAAUCCCCAAACUGGUGUUUGUGAAACACUAGCUGUUGGCAAAGUAAAUGGCAAUAUUGACUUGCUCCGAGCCCGCACCUUCUCUUCCGCUACAACCCUCUCGCACAUCUUCCCACUCGACCAGCAAGCCCCCACUAUGUGGCGGGAGAGAUACAUCAACGCAGAUGGUGAUGCCGAAUACGCCGAGGCAUCAAGCUCCUCUGCACUCAGCAUGAGUCCGGAGUCGGCAGGGUCACCACGCGGUGUCUUGGUCAUGGCUUUCAGCCCUGACGGGCAUCUUCUAGCGACUGUCGAUACGAUGCGGCAGAAUGUCGUUUGGAUCUGGUCCCUCGAGGUUACUCCAAAACUCGCAUCUGCUCUAGUUCACGAGCAGCCUGUUCGCCAGGUUGUCUGGCAUCCUUCGACGCCACAACUCUUGAUCAAUACCAUCACGAAUACUCUACCUGCUAUUCGAUGGUGGUCACCACAGGAUCAUCCUGUUAUUGCUCGUGUUCCCGUUGACCGGAGCGAAAGUGGGAAGUAUGAUGUGAGGUGGGAAGGUUCUGACGCUGAUUCAGCGUUCUGGUUUGGGUCUGCAGAGGAAUAUGCCAUUGGCUACCUGUCUGCUGGGGACAAUGGUGUUGAGUUCGAAUUGCUGAAUUCAGUGAGCAGCAAAUCUGGAGGUUGUGGAGCCAGCUUAAGCCGGUAG
This is a messenger RNA of Penicillium antarcticum, 1449 nucleotides long. RefSeq lists its product as uncharacterized. Gene Ontology annotation, cellular component: microtubule organizing center; MWP complex; mitotic spindle. Gene Ontology annotation, biological process: mitotic sister chromatid segregation; microtubule anchoring at mitotic spindle pole body; protein localization to mitotic spindle pole body. NCBI's taxonomy places the organism in Eukaryota, Fungi, Ascomycota, Eurotiomycetes, Eurotiales, Aspergillaceae. Gene Ontology annotation, molecular function: protein binding. The coding region runs from base 1 to 1449 and encodes 482 amino acids. The record is from RefSeq and is a predicted model, not a curated record. The transcript is spliced from 3 exons.